GCUGCGGGCGGCGCUGCGCAGCCUGGAGGCCGAGCCCGACUCGGAGCUGGCCUGGGCGGUGGUGACGAGCGCGCCGGCCGCCGCCCGGCUCGGCCUCCGCCACGUCGGCGGCCUGGCCGUCUUUAACUGGAACGGCACCACGGUUCUGAAGGCCCCGGCGACGGGCGCGCUGUCGGCGGAGAUGAUGCAAAACUACGUGUGGUCUCGGCGCCGCGAGAUGGCGGGCUGGCUGGAGCUGCCCGCGCACAAGUCUACCCUGCUGCAGACGGUGACGGCGGCGGGGCCGGCGCUGCUAGUGCUGGGCCGGCGCUGGCCACUGGCGCCCGCCGCCGACCUUGCCGCCACGGCACCCGUUCGCCGCAUGUGGCUUGAAUACAACAACUGUAACCGCUCCGAAGCGGUGGUCAACCUUGGCGAUCGGAUCGCCAGUACGUUAGCAGUGCUGCGGCCGGUGGAGCGCGCUGGCGUCGCCUCGUGCCGGCGGGCCGCCGCCGCCGACCUCGGCGACGCACCCUGGCCGGCCCAACAGCCGGACACCGGCCAGCCGCAUGGGGACAUCCUCGGACAUCCGGACGUCAGGCUGCGGGAGAUGGUGCAGCAGCAGGCGCGGGCGCGCUGCGGGGCGCUGCUGCUGGCCGAGGACGCCGGCCCGGCGGCGGCGGAUGAGGAGGAGGCGCAGCCGGAAGAGCCGGUGCAGCCGCCGUCUGUGGCCAACUUUACAGGACUGCGCUGCGCCACGAACCGCACGCUGAGCGUGUACCUGCUGGACGGCCGGCGGCACGCGGCGCUCGUGCGCCGGCUCGGCCUGGCGCCCGACCGGCCCGGCGCCCUCAUCCUGGACGUGCAGACGUGUGCUCCAUCGUUGUGA
Pollicipes pollicipes is the source of this 868-nucleotide messenger RNA. RefSeq lists its product as uncharacterized. The coding region runs from base 182 to 868 and encodes 228 amino acids. The transcript has 7 exons. Lineage: Eukaryota; Metazoa; Arthropoda; Thecostraca; Pollicipedomorpha; Pollicipedidae. The record is from RefSeq and is a predicted model, not a curated record.